CCUCCAGCCCACCAGGGAACACCAGCCUUCCACUUUUAACUGCUUCUUCAUUUCAGUCCAGAGUAGAAACUAGAAGUAGUCUGACAUCUAGUGCUCUCAUAGAAUCUGAGUACGUUUCAGUCAUCAGAUGAAUGUUGUAAAUGUUUGUGUUCUCAGGACUCCAGCUCAGUGAUGGAAUGGGACCAGUUCCCAGGUGAGAAGUCCCACCAGCUGUUAGAAUCCCAGCAGAGCUACGAGACAGAGUGGGACAUGGUGAACGCUGUGUCCUUCAAGAAGAAGAGCUGCACCAACGGAGAAGGCACUCUGAACCACAGCCAUGAGAGGAGCCGGGGGGCAUUCAGCUUCGCUCUGAGUGACCUCAGGUCCAUCACCAUGAAGGAAGAGGGUUGGACCUUCCUGGUCCUGAAACUGAAGGAGUCCUGCUCCUACCUACCUGCUCUGCACUUCCACCAGGGCGGCAGCAGAGAGUUCCUGGAGAGCCUGAGGAGGUUUGCUCUGCUCAGCGAAUCUCCAGAGGAUGACUCGUCUACUGGACUGGCCCAACCCAUCCCUCCCCAUCCCUUGGCCCCAGCAGCCCCUCGACCUCUUUUCCUUCUCCCCAAGGCCGACGGCGUCGUCAGAGGAACCAAAGGCCCCCUGGCCACCUGA
This is a messenger RNA of Anarrhichthys ocellatus (wolf-eel), 648 nucleotides long. RefSeq names its product TBC1 domain family member 15-like. The record is from RefSeq and is a predicted model, not a curated record. Lineage: Eukaryota; Metazoa; Chordata; Actinopteri; Perciformes; Anarhichadidae. Bases 172 to 648 code for a protein of 158 amino acids. The transcript has 4 exons.